Ilex paraguariensis (yerba mate) is the source of this 2154-nucleotide messenger RNA. The record is from the annotation of a GenBank genome assembly. Lineage: Eukaryota; Viridiplantae; Streptophyta; Magnoliopsida; Aquifoliales; Aquifoliaceae.
AUGGGAUGUGCUCAAUCGAAGAUUGAUAACGAAGAGUCAGUUUCAAGAUGCAAAGACAGGAGGAACUUGAUGAAAGAAGCUGUUUCUGCUAGGAAUGCUUUCGCUUCUGGGCAUUCCGGCUACGCCAUGGCCCUCAAGAACACCGGCGCCGCCUUGAGUGACUACGCCCAUGGCGAGGUCGAAGAAAGGCACCACCUGGUGGGACCCAGUGGCAUUGGUGGUGACCCUUCUUCGGAUCAGCCACCGAAACCGCCACCGCCACCCCCCUUGAUGGAAUCACAACUCCCACCACCGCCUCCGCCUUUGCCGAACUUCUCUCCGGUCACGCCGCUUCAGCGUUCCUUGACCAUGCCGGAGUUCUCUGUCUCCAAAGUAAAUCGGAAAAUGAACAGUGUUGCCAUUGCUGAGGAUGACGAGGAAGUUGAAGAAGUUCCUGGUGAUUUGCAAAGGCGAAAAGGGCGUAGUGUGUCUCGGGAGAUUGAGGCGGAGACGCCGCAUUCACCGCUGCAAACUCCGGUCCCACCGCCGCCGCCGGAGUCGAAAGGGAUGGCGUGGGAUUAUUUCUUUAUGGUGGAGAACAUGCAUGGACCAUCAUUGAGCGAGGCUGAAGAUAUUAUUGAGGAAGAAGUUGAGAAUGUGGUUGAAAAUGAUGGUGGCGUUGAGCCGAAGACGCCGGAGAAGGUGGUGAUGCAGGGGUUUAUCACGGAGGAGGAGGAGGAGACGCCGGCGGUGGAGAAGCAAGAGAAACAGUUUAUUCAUUCGAAUACAGCGCCCCCGGGACUAAAGGGUGGGAAUAACGCUAUUAAGUUUGGGUCUAGUGUGGAUUUGUUGAAGGUUUUGGGUGAUGUUGAUGAUCAUUUCUUGAAGGCAUCAGAGAGUGCCCAAGAGGUCUCGAAGAUGCUUGAGGCAACGACAUUGCACUAUCACUCGAAUUUCGCCGAUAAUCGAGGACACAUUGACCAUGCAGCAAGGGUAAUGCGAGUUAUUACGUGGAAUAAAUCAUUUAGAGGUAUACCCAAUGGCGAUGGUGGGAAGGAUGAUUUUGAUGCAGAAGAGUAUGAGACACAUGCCACUGUUUUGGAUAAGUUACUAGCAUGGGAGAAAAAGUUAUACGAGGAAGUGAAGGCUGCUGAGCUUAUGAAGCUUGAGUAUCAGAGGAAGGUUGCCCUUUUGAGCAAGCUGAAAAAACGCAGUGCUAGUUCUGAGUCGUUAGAGAAGACGAAAGCUGCGGUUAGUCAUUUGCAUACAAGAUACAUAGUUGACAUGCAGUCUUUGGAUUCAACGGUCUCGGAAGUAAAUCACAUACGUGAUGAUCAAUUGUAUCCAAAACUUGUUGCUCUGGUUCAUGGAAUGGCCAAGAUGUGGGAAUCCAUGUGCAUACAUCACGACAACCAACUGAAGAUCGUCACAGACCUCAAAUCUCUUGAUGUUUCAGGAGCUCCCAAGGAAACCAGCAAACAUCACUAUGAGCGCACUGUCCAGCUUUGGAACGUUGUUCAAGAAUGGCAUUUGCAAUUUGAGAAGCUUGUGACUAAUCAGAAACAAUACAUCCAAGCCCUUAAUAGCUGGUUGAAGUUAAAUCUCGUCCCCAUUGAGAGCAGCUUGAAAGAGAAAGUGUCGUCACCGCCAAGAAUCCAGAAUCCCCUGAUUCAACCCCUCCUCCAUUCCUGGCAUGACCAUCUGCAGAAGCUUCCUGAUGAGCUAGCCAAAAGUGCAACUUCCUCCUUUGCUGCUGUGAUAAAGACCAUCAUUGUUCAUCAAGAGGAAGAAAUGAAGCUGAAGGAAAAAUGUGAAGAAACCAGGAAAGAGUUCUUGCGUAAGAGCCAGGCAUUUGAGGAUUGGUAUCAGAAGUACAUUCAACGUAGAACUCCACUUGAUGAAACAGAUCCCGAUAGAGUUGCAGAAGCUAAUCCCAAAGACCCCAUUUUGGAGAGGCGGAUUGUGGUGGAGAGCUUGAAGAAGAGGUUAGAAGAGGAAAUUGAAGCUCACCAAAAGCACUGUGUUCAGGUGAGAGAGAAGUCAUUGGGCACUCUCAAAAUUCGGCUGCCUGAGCUCUUCCGUGCUAUGUCAGACUACUCGCAUUCUUGCUUGGAUGCUUAUAAAAGUUUGAGACUAGUCACACAAUCACAGAACCCCAACGGUGGUCGUUCAUGA